CAUUCACAUCUUUAUUUAAGCCCGCAGUAGCAUUGUGUUUGACAUACCCUUCUGGCCUCUUUCUCCGAAGAUAUUUGACAAAUGUCGAAUUCUUCAUUUACUUCCGCUACUCAGACUAUCCACUCGAACACUACUAGUACAUUCAAUGAAAGAGGGUGGGUGAUUCAAAUCCGCAAAACGCUUGAGGAGCAGAUUGAGGAAGAUCAUAAUGAUAUCCCCGUGAGUAUCUUCAGUGUUCCCACAACCCUCAUUUGCACGAGUCCUGACGCGUAUAUACCUCAACAAGUUGCAUUAGGCCCGUACCAUCACUGGCGUCAGGAGCUCUAUGAAAUGGAAAGGUACAAAGUUGCGGCUGCUAGAAGAACCAUGAAGCAGCUUGAUUGCUUUGAUUCCUUUCAAGGAAUUGUUGAUCAGCUUCAGAUGCUGGAGCCGCGGAUACGAGCUUCCUACCACAAGUACCUCAACCUCAGUGGCGAAACUCUAGCGUGGAUGAUGGCCAUUGAUGUCUCUUUCUUGCUUGAGUUUCUUGAAGUCUACGCGAGAAAGGAGGGGAAGCUGCUUUCCAGGCGGACUUCAAGAUUAACUUCGAAUCUUGUUGAUUCUGCAGGAAGAAAGUCAACGCAUAUUGCAAUCCUUAGGGAUAUCUUGAUGCUUGAGAAUCAAAUUCCUAUGUUCUUACUGAGAAAGAUGCUCGAGCUUGAAUUGGGAUCGUUGGUUGCAGCUGAUGACAUGCUGCUUUCCAUGUUAAGGGGUUUGUCAAUUGAGCUAUAUCCAUUCAAAACCCCGGAAGAAUUACCAAUUCUUCUUAUGGAAGAUUCUACUCACGUUCUUGAUUUCUUUUACCGCCUCCUGAUGCCCAAGGCUUUUCGGAGAUCCCAAAUUACUGAGGGUGAAGAAAUUUAUGAAGCAAACAAAGAAGAGGAAGAAAUCAUCAUCGACGAGGAAUCACAGAGCAGAGUCUUAAAGUUCUUCAAUUUUAUAUGGAGGACACUGUCAAAGCUAAAUUUUCAUCCGAUACGUCUUUUCAAGGCAUUACUCAACUCCAAAAUACUAAAGGUGUUACUUAAGAUGCCAUGGACCGUCAUCACAAAACUUCCGGUGCUUAACAUGUUAAAAGAGCCCAUUGAAAACAUGUUUAUGCGAGAAGAUAAAGAAGAUCUGAAGCCUGAAAACGACAGCAUUGUUCGUCCUCCACGGAUCGAGGAACUUACAAUCCCUUCUGUCACCGUGUUAGCCAAAUCCGGGGUCCGCUUUGUCCCAACCGAUGGCGGAAUUUGCAGCACUGAUUUCAAUGUAAAAACACGCACUCUGAGUCUGCCUAGAGUAAACCUAGACGUGAACACUGAUAUCAUCAUGAGAAACAUGGUAGCAUACGAGUCAUGCAAUGCCUCAGGGCCUCUAAUUUUCGCCCGCUACACAGAGUUUAUGAACGGUAUUGUCGAUACACCAGAUGAUGCGAAAUUUCUCAGAGAAAAUGGAAUUAUUUUUAACCGGUUGAAGAGUGAUGAGGAGGUGGCGAAUUUGUGGAAUGGGAUGAGCAGGUCAGUGAAAUUGACGAAAGUGCCCUUUUUAGAUAAGGUGGUGGAGGAUGUGAACAAGUACUACAAUGGAAGGUGGAAGGUUAAAGCUGAGAAAGCCAUCAGGGGGUAUAUAUAUGGUUCCUGGAGGAUUCUUACAGUGCUGGCCUGUAUUAUGCUUCUGGGUUUGCUUGGUUUACAAACUGUUUGCUCGGUUUAUACUUGUUCCAGUGUGAUUCGCAAGUAUGCCACUCCUGAUGAGGCUGCUGAGCCGUGAUCUUAUUCAUUUGCGUACAUGCAUGCUUCCUACUUACUUUCUUCUUAAGAGGCUCGCGCUCAAAUGAGAACCGUUGUUGUCGAGUAUUGAUAUGUACCAGAAAAAUCCAUAACAUGUAUAACCAGGGUGUGUUACUGAGUGCUUUGUCUUUAAGCCUAAAACUGUUCUUAAUCAUCUAUCUCUAUGUUGGUUGCAUUAUUAUCUUCUGUUUUGAUGUAACUUGUGUUGUGUCUUGAGCAUUUCGGUCAAAUAUUCUACUGUAACAAAUUUGUAUUUAGAUAGCUGUUGAAAGUUUUGCGCCA
Messenger RNA from Daucus carota subsp. sativus, 2096 nucleotides. RefSeq names its product putative UPF0481 protein At3g02645. NCBI's taxonomy places the organism in Eukaryota, Viridiplantae, Streptophyta, Magnoliopsida, Apiales, Apiaceae. The record is from RefSeq and is a predicted model, not a curated record. The transcript has a single exon. Bases 82 to 1794 code for a protein of 570 amino acids.